AUGAUCACCUCGGCGGCCAUUUACCACGUGCUUCACUUCUUCCACGUCACCAUCGACAUCCGAAACGUCUGCGUGUUCCUGGCUCCUCUCUUCUCCUCUUUCACCACCGUGGUGACUUACCACCUCACCAAGGAGCUCAAGGAAUCGGACACGGCGCCCUUUUCCCGAGCCUCGCUCUCCGUACGAGGUAUCGCCAUAUUCUGCAUGCUGCUGACCUACUACACGUGGAUCAAAGCCGUCAAAACCGGCUCCAUCUAUUGGGCGGCGAUGUGUGCCCUGGCCUAUUUCUACAUGGUAAGCCCCGUCCUCUCCUCGGAGCACAUGGCUGCCCUCGGAGUCUUCGGCUUGUGUCAGAUCCACGCCUUCGUUGACUACCUCCGCAGCAAGCUGAACCCGCAGCAGUUCGAGGUCCUCUUCAGGAGCGUCAUCUCCCUGGUCGGCUUCGUCCUACUCACCAUCGGCCCCCUGCUGAUGNCCCCAGGGAAAAUCUCCCCGUGGACGGGGCGUUUCUACUCCCUGCUGGACCCUUCCUACGCCAAGAACAACAUCCCCAUCAUCGCCUCCGUCUCCGAGCACCAGCCCACCACUUGGUCCUCCUACUACUUCGACCUGCAGCUUCUCGUUUUCAUGUUCCCAGUCGGACUCUACUACUGCUUCAGCAACCUCUCGGACGCCCGCAUCUUCAUCAUCAUGUACGGCGUCACCAGCAUGUACUUCUCGGCCGUGAUGGUGCGCCUGAUGCUGGUGCUGGCCCCGGUGAUGUGCAUCCUGUCCGGCAUCGGGGUUUCUCAGGUGUUGUCCACCUACAUGAAGAACCUGGACAUCAGCCGACCGGACAAGAAGAGCAAAAAGCAGCAGGACUCCACCUACCCCAUCAAAAACGAAGUUGCCAGCGGCAUGAUCCUGGUGAUGGCUUUCUUCCUCGCCAUGGCGUCGACGGAGGAGAAAGCCUACGAGAUCAUGAGGGAGCUGGACGUCAGCUACGUGCUGGUGAUCUUCGGAGGCCUCACCGGGUACUCGUCUGACGACAUCAACAAGUUCCUGUGGAUGGUGCGGAUCGGGGGCAGCACGGACACCGGGCGCCACAUCAAGGAGCACGACUACUACACCCCCACGGGCGAGUUCCGCGUCGACCGCGAGGGCUCCCCGGUGCUCCUCAACUGCCUCAUGUACAAGAUGUGCUACUACCGCUUCGGCCAGGUCUACACCGAGGCCAAUAACCUGAAAAUCUCCGACUUCGGCCUGGCCACCGGCGACGGCCUGGAGUUCAAGCGGCAUUUCCUGAAGAUCAAGGGCAAGCUCAGCGACAUCAUCAGCACCCAGAAGGUCUGGCUGCCUGCCACCUGA
Molecule: messenger RNA, 1347 nt
Organism: Opisthocomus hoazin
Lineage: Eukaryota; Metazoa; Chordata; Aves; Opisthocomiformes; Opisthocomidae
Source: RefSeq, a predicted model, not a curated record